Microbotryum saponariae is the source of this 552-nucleotide messenger RNA. The record is from the annotation of a GenBank genome assembly. NCBI's taxonomy places the organism in Eukaryota, Fungi, Basidiomycota, Microbotryomycetes, Microbotryales, Microbotryaceae.
AUGACAACCAACGCACCCACGCACUCGGAUGAGAACGUUUUGAUCUCGCCUUCAGUCGGAGGCGCCGGACCGACCCAUGGCCUCUCGGCGACCGGAUCGAGCCGCUCGAGCUCGGAUGAUCGUACGGGGGAGAAGACGGUCGGGGAGAAGACACAGUGAGUGCAUGUUCAGAGACGGUCCAGCUCAUGAGGUGAGUUUGGUAUCAAAAGUGGGAUUAUGUUGACAGGACUUGUUUGCUGUUUCACUGUGAUUCCCACUAGGGGUUUGAUGGAGACCAUUCACGGUGCGGGGGAAGCGAUCCGAGGCACCAUCAACGGCGCUUUGGAUGGUGCAGGUGACGCGUGAGUGGCGCACACUCAAGACGAAGAUCGACGUACAACAGAGGUCGAUCCAUACAACUAUGAAGGAACUGACGAGUAUUGCCCUUCGUUUGGAAAUAUCAGGAUCGCCGGUCGUGAACAAGGAUCGGUCCCCUCUCGAAACGACGGCGACGACGUCGCGCGCAAGGGCGUCGAGGAACUCAAGGAGGGCUAUGCCAAUUUGACCAAGUAG